Molecule: messenger RNA, 1670 nt
Organism: Mangifera indica (mango)
Lineage: Eukaryota; Viridiplantae; Streptophyta; Magnoliopsida; Sapindales; Anacardiaceae
Exons: 3
Coding region: 168-1406 (412 amino acids)
Source: RefSeq, a predicted model, not a curated record
CACAAGCUAUCCUUAGCUUUUAGGCCAUCCUUUGUUUUUCUUUUGCAUACAUUUUCUUAAGCCUCCCGCAAGACUCAGGUACAUUAACAAUCUUUUUACGAGCUUUUGUUUCUCUUCAAUCCUACGAGCUUUUGCACUUUGGGAAUUCGGGAGCCAUAAUAGCAGUAAUGAGAUUUAAGAAAGGAGAUAAAGUGGAAGUUUUGAGCCAGAAGGAGGUUCCCUCUGGCUUCUGGCGUUGUGCAGAGAUAAUUUGUGGUAAUGGCCAUAACUACACUGUUAGAUACGAUGGGUAUUCUAGUGCCAAUGACAAGAAAUUCUGGGAUAGAGUUUCCAGGAAGUCUAUCAGGCCUUACCCUCCUCUACUGGACGUUUCGGAGUUUUGGGUUCCUGGUGAUAUAGUAGAGGUGUUUGAUAAUUUUUCUUGGAAAAUGGCAAGAAUUUCAAUGGUUUUAGGGAAGAAAUACUUUUUGGUCAGGCUUCUUGGAUCUUCUUUGGAAUUCAAACUUAAGGAAUUUGACAUACGGGUGAGACAAUCUUGGCAAGAUGACAAAUGGGUUGUGAUUGGGGAGGGCUCUGGCAGUUGGGAAGAUCGGAAACAUGAUAGAAGUUUGACAUUGCACUGUCAAACUUCAAGCUAUCAAAUUAAGAAGACAAAUACAAAGAUGAAUUUGCAUGUAAAAAAUGAUUGCUUUCCUGUUAAGAGCAAUGUGAAUGCGGAUGAAUCCCAUAUUGCUUCAUCUAAAACUCUGAAGAGAGGACCUCCUCAUUGCCAUUCUCAGGUUGAAGGAUAUAGUGGAGCUGUCAAGAAGUUAAGAAGAACUGACAAGCAUGGCAGAUUGCAUCAAGUGGUUGCUGCAAAUCCAUCUUCAUUACCUGAGCAGGUAGAAGCUGUUGCUUUCCCAAAAGAAAUGUUGAGUGAAAUAUACAUCCAUCCUCCUUUCAAUGAUGGAACAACAGGGUUUUCUGAAGUCGAAGCAGAAAGGAGAAAAUCAACUGGAGCUUCUCUAGCAGUAAACAUAGAUUCAAAUGAUGCUCAGAGUGUUACAUGCUCUGUUGGUAGUUGUAGUGUCAAUAGCAACAAUUCCUAUAAGUUGCCUCGUUGUAUUUCUACAGGUCCUACUGAAGAUAUUGAUGGUAAUUUUAGUGAUGCUGAAUCUUUUUGUUGGUUGAGACAUGAUGAAGGAAAUAGUCUCCCCACAAAAAAGGAAUUGGAAGCCGAAAUCCAUAGGUUAGAAUUGCAUGCCUACAGAUCCACUAUGGAGGCAUUGCAUGCAUCAGGACCCUUAAGUUGGGAACAAGAAGCAUUUGUGACAAAUCUUCGUCUUUCACUCCAUAUAUCAAAUGAUGAACAUUUAAAGCUGAUAAGAAACUUAGUUUCUGCUGAUAACAGUAUUCCCAUUAGAUGACUGGAUACUCUGGGUUUUUUUUUUUCAAUUUUUUUGUUUGCUAGGUGUAGAAUAUCAUAAAGUUUUGCUUUGAUGCCCCUCUGUUGUAAGAAGCAUGAUAAAAGAAAUGUUUAUCAAUCAUUCUCUUUUGGCAUUAUGGCAUAUAGCGGUCUAGUUUAAAAUCAGUGUAACACAAACAUCAAAAUUAACAGUUCUAAGCUCAUCCUUGUGCGUCUCUUUUGCUCUUUUAUUGCAGCAUUAAUCAGAAUCAUCCCUCUUACUCUC